Messenger RNA from Colletotrichum destructivum, 1427 nucleotides. RefSeq lists its product as uncharacterized. The transcript has a single exon. The coding region runs from base 842 to 1084 and encodes 80 amino acids. Lineage: Eukaryota; Fungi; Ascomycota; Sordariomycetes; Glomerellales; Glomerellaceae. The record is from RefSeq and is a predicted model, not a curated record.
CGCCGGCGGUCGUGUACUCGCCUGGAUCUGGCACAGCCACUGAGAAAGAAGCCCACAGCCUUCGCAGGCCACGACAGGCAGCGGCUCAAGGACGAUCUGUGGUCGCUUGAGUAUCAUUCACCAUCGACUCUUGCGCCGGCCGGCGUGUGUGUUACCCCACCGGGCCGCAGCCUCUCAAUAUUCCGCCUCUUAAUCCGCCCCGUGUAUUCUAGACCCGCCCAAAAUCGGCAACGCCUGUCCAGCUCACCGGACCCGACCUCCGUCUCACUUUGGGGCAACGUCCGGAUCGAGUUUCACGCCCCAGCCAGACAGACGACACUGUCUCAUCAUGGAACGGAAAAUUUCCUACCUCUUUGUCUAUUCCCCGGCCCUCUGUGUCUGCACAACCAUCUGCACCCUCAAACACUCUGUCUGCAGGUCUUAGAUUAGACGCUGCUGCAAGCACGCAUGAGUGCCUGGCAUGCGAACGGAGCCAGCUCGACAAGCAUCGGCCACGGCUGCCUUUUUCCCCACUUCCAGAGUAUGGGCCCUUAUCUUCAACCGCCCGCGAAUGGUUUGAUUACCGUGGUCAUUGUGCUUUCCAGCUUAUCUCUGAUCCGGCAUUCGCGAGGUAUUGCUCAAAGUUUCCUCUGUAUCAUUUUUCAAAACGCUUCGACCCUCCAUAGCAGGUGUUCAGCGUGAGCAACGCUGAGUCGCUGGCAAUGAACCCGAAAUGAGUGAGCAAGUCUGUAGCCCUCUUGGCUUGAGGACCGGACGGCCAACUCUUGUUUACAGUCUUGUUAUUGUCUGAUACUGUUGUGUUUGGCAUCAUUCGACAGCGAACGGCGGUCCAGACCUUUGGAUGUCAACGCAUGCAAAGGAAAGGAUCACCUCUGACGAUCAUUACCCUACUACGCAAUGUCAUCAUCAGUCUCGACCACGAAAUAGAACCGAACCUCUGAGACAAGACAAGCCAUUUUCGCGUACCAAUCCGGCUCAAUCUUGGGUGUCGAAAGGAUGCAUUGCAUCGCAUCGACUUUUCAACAUCGCCAUACUCGUGGGUAGGCUGUUCCCCGCGGAGCUGGGCGAUCUCGAUCACACUUAGGCACCCCAAGGUGAGUCAGCCACACUUAAACUUAUCACAUAACCAUGGGUGGUCGUGGCGAGCCGGUUCUGAGCGAUCUUUCUUCGUGCCUUUUGGCCAGAACCGAUUGGCUUGCUAUCGCACGACGAGACACCGAAAAUGACAUCAGAUCUUACUGUCGAUCGUUGAGUCGAGCUUGAAGAGCAGCAAAUGCAGUCAUAAACAUUCCCCUGGGUAGAUGACGUCUGCCAAAGACACCGGUUCCUCUCCGUUGAAGAAACCGCAGAAAUACACAAGGGCGAGGUGCUUGCGCGCUGGACCACUGUCUUAGCUGAGUGUGAAUUACUUGAGCCCAAUAUUUCAA